AUGUCGGAAGGUGGGAAUUGCUCGGAGCUCGUGUCCUGGGAAUCCGAGCGGCCGCCCUCUCCUGGGGUGACCACUGCGCUGGCCACGGUGCUGAUCUUCACCGUCGUGGUGGACAUCCUGGGCAACGUACUGGUCAUCAUCUCGGUCUUCAGGAAUAGGAAGCUCAGAAACGCUGGUAACAUCUUUGUCGUCAGUCUUUCUGUAGCUGACCUGGUAGUGGCAGUGUACCCUUACCCUGUGAUCUUAUUUGCCAUUUUCCAACAUGGAUGGAAGCUGGGCGAUAUUCACUGCCAGGUUAGUGGAUUUCUAAUGGGGCUGAGUGUCAUCGGAUCGGUUUUCAACAUUACAGCAAUUGCAAUCAACAGAUAUUGUUACAUCUGCCAUAAUUUCAAUUAUGACAAGCUCUACAGCUACAAAAAGACGAUCUGCUACCUGUGCCUGACCUGGAUCUUAACAGUGGUUGCAAUCAUACCAAAUUUUUUUGUGGGCUCUUUGCAGUACGAUCCUCGUGUAUACUCAUGCACAUUUGCCCAAACAGUAAGCUCAUAUUAUACCAUUGCCGUGGUGGUUGUUCACUUUCUCGUCCCCAUUGGUGUGGUGACCUACUGCUAUCUGAGAAUCUGGAUCUUGGUCAUCCGGGUAAAACGACGUGUUAAACCCGGCGAGCCAAAGUUAAAGCCCAGUGACUUCAGAAAUUUCCUCACCAUGUUUGUGGUCUUUGUGCUUUUUGCAGUUUGCUGGGGGCCACUGAACUUUAUUGGUUUAGCUGUGGCUAUAAAUCCUCUAGCAGUGGCGCCGAAAAUCCCGGAAUGGCUGUUCGUCAUGAGCUAUUUCAUGGCUUACUUUAAUAGCUGUCUUAAUGCAGUCAUCUAUGGACUUCUCAAUCAGAACUUCAGAAACGAAUACAAGAGAAUACUAAUUUCAUUGUGGUCUCCUAGACUCUUCUUCACUGACCUGUCUAAAGUUGGAACAGAUGCAAUGAAGAGUAAGCCUUCUCCAGCACCGACCAAUAACAAUGUAGCAGAAGUGAACGUGUAA
Molecule: messenger RNA, 1038 nt
Organism: Carcharodon carcharias (great white shark)
Lineage: Eukaryota; Metazoa; Chordata; Chondrichthyes; Lamniformes; Lamnidae
Product: melatonin receptor type 1B-like
Exons: 2
Coding region: 1-1038 (345 amino acids)
Biological process (GO): G protein-coupled receptor signaling pathway
Cellular component (GO): membrane
Molecular function (GO): melatonin receptor activity
Source: RefSeq, a predicted model, not a curated record